UGAGCCUCACUUUCUCCUCUCUCUCUCUCUCUUUUAUUUCUCACUUCCUCAAUUGACAUCCUCUUCAUCCUUGGCCAUUACAUCUAAUCUUUUCUCUUGGUGGUCAUCAUUCAUCUGCUGACAUGUCUGCCACGUGGCACAACCCCAUUACCUUUCUUCUUCUGAUCCCUCCAAUUAAACAAAUUAGAGAUCAACAACGUUCAACCCAAAAAAGAAAAAGAUAAAAGACAAAAGAAAAAGUUACUUUGGGAAAAAGAGAGAUGGAAAAAGGGUUGUUUGUGUUGUGUUUUUUUUUCUUUUCUUUUUGAAUAUGAAUAAUUAAUUGUGGUACUUUUUAUGCUUCACGUUGAUGGUGCUUUAUUUAUUUUUUUGCUUUGGGAUAUAUAUGACUUUUCUUAAGUACUUUUGUUAAGUGUUGUUUGUGAGUUUUGUCGUUGAAACAAAAAGGAGAUUGAAUCAUUCAUUAUUGUUUCCUAUAAUUCUAGUUUGGUUUGGGUUUUGUUCUUUUGGUUAUGGGUUUUUGGAGAUGUUGUUUUGAGUUUGGUGAGGAAAAUUUGGUCAGUCAUGUCUCAGAUUAAAAAUAUUAGUGAAAAUUGCAUUGGUACGGAUCAGGGUAUCAAGCUCUUCGGCAGAACAAUUCCAUUGCGUCACACUCAAAUUCCAACCAAAUCUCAAAUCAAGGAUUGUGAUAGUGACAUAACAAAAUCAGAGAAAGAUAGCCCUGUCAAAGCCAAUUCAAAAGAAAAUUCAGAAGAAAAAGAAGAGAAAGAGUUUAAGAAACCAGACAAGAUCAUUCCAUGUCCAAGAUGCAAGAGUAUGGAGACAAAAUUCUGUUACUUCAACAACUACAAUGUCAACCAACCAAGGCAUUUCUGCAAGAACUGCCAGAGAUAUUGGACAGCUGGGGGGUCAAUGAGGAACGUUCCUGUAGGAGCCGGGCGGCGAAAGAACAAGCACUUAGCCUCUCAAUUCCGCCACCUAAUGGCUUCUGUGGACGGUACACAGAUCAGUAGCGAUGAACCUUCAACUGGGAAAGUCUUGAGAUUUUGUCAAGAGCAAGUGCCAGACAAUGUUGAUGUGUCACAGUGUCAAUCUUCGUCGUUGGAAGGAGAUGUUGGCGCGCCUGCUCGGUCUCAUGCUGUGCCAUGCUACCCUGUUGUCUCUUGGAGUCCUGGUUGGAGUAUUCCUGCUGCUGCUGCUGCUGCAGCAUCACAGCAUUCUCAGCAGUUUUUUGUGUCAAACGCCGGUGAUUCAAGCCAAGUUCAGUGGCUUCAAGCGCCGGUUUUGCCUGCUGCUCCAGGGCAAUGCGCGCCAGCCGUUCCUGUCCAAUUUGUGCAAGCAGCCUCAUACUGGGGUUGUAUGCCUGUUUGGGCUGCAGCUCAAGCAGGGAAUGUUUCGAUGUCUCCUACUCUUGGCAAGCACUCGAGAGAAGAGUCAGAGAAGUGUAUUUUCGCCCCCAAAACUAUGGGAAUCGAGGGCGAGAAUGACGCUUUGAAGAAUCGAAUUCGAGCUGGUUUAGGUUCUGAGAUUGACAAGGAAAAUUCUGUAGUGAAUGGUAGUGUUUUCAAAAGGUUGGCACAUAGUAAAAUAGAAGGAAAGGAUCAUGUAUUAUAUUCUUCUUCUCCGGUCCUUGAAGCAAAUCCAGCAGCGGUUUCUCGCUCUCAUUCAUUCCAAGAGAGCACAUAAUUAAGCUCUACAUUACAUGUUUUAAUAUAUACAUGUUCUUAUUUUGGUAAGAUAAGAUUAUAGGGCUUGAACUUGGCUAUUUACACAUAUAUACUUUGCAUCAUCUUGUAGUAGUUUUUAGUUUGCUUGUUUAGGGUAGAUUUUGGUUCUAAGAAAAUUUAUAAACAGUUGAUAAUGUUCUUUAAACUAUAUUUUCUUAGUUACUUGAUCGUGGUUAGAAAUGUGAAUUUUACUUGUUCAA
This is a messenger RNA of Humulus lupulus (European hop), 1927 nucleotides long. Its product is annotated as cyclic dof factor 3-like. Gene Ontology annotation, molecular function: DNA-binding transcription factor activity; DNA binding. NCBI's taxonomy places the organism in Eukaryota, Viridiplantae, Streptophyta, Magnoliopsida, Rosales, Cannabaceae. Bases 565 to 1686 code for a protein of 373 amino acids. The transcript has 2 exons. Gene Ontology annotation, biological process: regulation of DNA-templated transcription. The record is from RefSeq and is a predicted model, not a curated record.